Molecule: messenger RNA, 2028 nt
Organism: Phlebotomus papatasi
Lineage: Eukaryota; Metazoa; Arthropoda; Insecta; Diptera; Psychodidae
Gene: Scamp
Product: secretory carrier-associated membrane protein 1
Exons: 5
Coding region: 119-1129 (336 amino acids)
Biological process (GO): protein transport
Cellular component (GO): trans-Golgi network membrane; recycling endosome membrane
Source: RefSeq, a predicted model, not a curated record
GGUGGGUGUGUUGCGCUGGAGGAUUCCUACUUCGAUCCCAUAUUUCGGUGCGGUGUAGUCAAUCUAAUUGUAUGUUUUAGGUGAAAAAGUGUCCAUAGAACGUGAAGGAGUGUAUAGGAUGUCUGGCUUUAACGACAAUAUCUUCGGUGGACAGAUUGAUAAUCCAUUUGCGGAUCCGUCAGUUCAACAAGUGGCCCACAACACAACGAACACGCAGCGAGGCCUGGAAGACUACAAUCCCUUUGAGGAUGACAAUCCACCACAGUCCCACCAGCCUCCGCGGCCCGUGCAAAUUGGGCAGCCGGCCAUUGUUCAGCCCACAAAUGAGGCCACCUCGGCCUAUACACAGUACACACAGCCCCAGAUCACCACAGAGGACCUCCAGCGGCGGCAGGAGGAGCUGGAACGAAAGGCUGCCGAACUGGAGAGACGAGAGCGUGAAUUGCGCUCAAAUACAGAACCCGUACGCCGGAACAAUUGGCCACCGUUGCCAGAAAAGUGCUGUUUCCAGCCGUGCUUCUACCAUGAGAUUCAGGUGGACAUCCCGUCAGAGUUCCAAAGAGUCGUCAGACAUUUAUAUUAUGUGUGGAUCAUGUAUGCGGGGGUGAUGUGUGUUAACAUUAUCGGUGCAAUGGUUCUCAUGAUACACGCCAGGGACUUCUCCACUUUCGGUCUGUCCAUCCUCUUUGCAUUCCUCUUCACGCCGGCCUCUUGGCUUUGCUGGUACCGUCCCGCUUACAAGGCUUUCCGCAAUGACUCAAGCUUCAACUUUAUGGUCUUCUUCUUUGUCUACUUCUUCCAAAUGGUUGUCACUAUCAUUCAGACAAUUGGGAUACCUGGCAUGGGGACUUGUGGCUUUAUCAUAGCCCUUGAACAAUUCGAUAGUUCUGUUGGGGGUAUUUUUGUAGGACUCUUCUUGCUGCUCAUUGCUAUUGGCUUUGGUACUUGUGCCGCUGGAGAUGUUAUGAUGCUUACCAAGAUUCAUUCUAUUUAUCGGAGUUCUGGGGCGAGUUUUGCCAAAGCUCAAGCUGAAUUUACCACAGAAUUUAUGCGUAAUCCCCAUGUACAGCAAGCUGCCACGAAUGCUGCAUCAGCUGCUGUUAAUGCUCAGAUGAACAACAGAUAUUGAUAAAGAGCCCGCAUCCCCUUUUUCGCUUUCUCGCCCCCCAAAAAAGCCAGAGUGUCUCAAAUGGAGUUGGAAGAUUGAGGAGACUUUGGGACUUGCAACAGAUAGAGGCAUUAACUACUAGAGGAAAUUGUAACUAUUUUAUUUGCACUGCCCAGUUUUCCUGCAGCAAAGAGAGACAGGGAGAGGAAAUGAAUGGGACAGAUGAUAAAAAAAGGGAUGGUGAGCGAAAGGUGGUGUGAGCAAAAUCAGUCACUGAAUUAUUUAUUGAUUUUUAACUAUACCCCUUCCCCCUUUAUAUACAUAUAAGAAAUCCUUUUUUUUCUUCUUGAUUUUUAUACGUUAUAUAAAAAAAUGUGUAGAGAGUUUACAAGUUUAUUAGAUAGAAGAAGAACCAGUCGAUAAUGAGAUAAUACCUUUUAAGUUUUUUUUCUUCGGGGAAAUUUUCUAGUAAUAUAAAAAUUCUUCUGAUGCUACUAUAAUUGCAAAACUUAUCAUUAAAUGUUCUUAUAGGAAAAAAUCCCAAUCGAUUUUUGUGAAGAUGAUGGAAUCCAAAAAGAAAGAAGUGGAGAGACAUAAAAAAUAUUGAAGCUCUUGUAAACGCGCUAAUGUAAUAAUACAAUUCAGGUAAUUUACUAAGUAUACAGACAUAUUAAAAAAAAAGAAUAUGAAAGUAAAUGAUUGCACGUCCAUAAAAGAAAAUUAAUCCAUUAAAAAGAAAGAUUAAAAAAAUUGAUUUAUCCUCAUGGAAUUUAUCUCUGUGUAAAAAUGAAAAGAAAAUAUGUUUCAUGUGGUAUAAAAAGUACAUAAUCUAUAUGUUGCAAUAAUACUACAGACGAAAAUAACCCUCUUUUAAAUGUUUAUCAGUACAUGAGACAAGAAUAAAUAAAUUUAUCAAUUGA